AUGUCACCCCUGCACCUGAGCUUUUACUCGGCCUUUGUUUUUAGCGGACUUGGACUAGCCUUCCACCGGACCCACCUAGUAUCUGCCCUACUAUGCCUUGAAAGCAUGAUACUAUCAAUAUUUGUAGGCCUAUCAAUAUGAUCUAUCGAAACCCAAACCCCCUCAUUCACCAUGGUGCCAAUUCUCAUACUAACCUUCUCAGCAUGUGAAGCAGGCACGGGCCUAGCCAUCCUAGUAGCCUCCACGCGCACUCACGGCUCCGACCACCUACAUAAUCUGAACCUUCUACAAUGCUAA
This is a messenger RNA of Cygnus atratus (black swan), 297 nucleotides long. NCBI's taxonomy places the organism in Eukaryota, Metazoa, Chordata, Aves, Anseriformes, Anatidae. The record is from the annotation of a RefSeq genome assembly.